UCAAGGUUGUUGUCCCAUAUAGCUGACCGCCAUACUUGUUUUCAAAUGUGACAAAAUUACAGGAAGAGACUAAAAAUGGAGAGAACUUUAUUAUUUUCGUGCAUACUGUGGAUUGCAAUCUCUUAUGCGAAUAGUCAAGACAAUGGCCCGCAGAUUGACUUCCAGAGGAUAUUGGAGGCUGGCGGAAGUCAAGCAAUUGAUAAAAUUCAGGUUGACAGUUCAAGUACUGAUACAUUCCAGGUUAUGUGUAGGGUGAACAAUGUGAACCAGUUGUUUAAAAUCACUACAUUGAAGGUUCAAUAUAAGACAAGUGCAAAUGCCCAAGACUUUACGGACCUAGCCUUACUGCAGAAUGUUGAUGGCAUUAAUGUAGACACAUACAGAACACCUGUGUUAGCAUCUGGUGCAGGUUCAGGCUGGACUGUAGAGGGAAGUUUUGAUACAACAAGCAGUAACGGAAGGGAUAGUACAUUAGGCGUGUCUCGUCCUGUGUCUUCUAUAACCUGUAGUAAUGCUGUGGAGUACAGAUGCAAUUUGUCCUACACAAUGCCUGGGCCUGAUUAUAAUUCAGCCACUGGCAUGAAAUCAAAAGAGCUUGAUGUCCAAGUUUUACCUACUACCAUCACAAGGAAUGUCUACAACAUGAGUAGCUUGAGUGGCUCGCUCCAAGUUUCUCUGUUUGACACCAUUGAACCCUUUUACGUUGGUCAAACUGUCAAGAUGGAGUGCUUGGCAAACAUUGGCUCCUACAACGGUACCGCCCAGAUCCGCUGGUUAAAGAGCAACAUUGUUCCUGGCAGCCCCCUGGCUCCUUACUUUAGUCCUGAUGCUGUCCUUGGUGAUCCCCAGUCAACGGUCAACUGUGUGUAUCAACAGAUGGACUCUGUGACUUACAAUAUGACGGCACAGGAUGCUGGAAGAACAGCCGAGAACAGACUUCAUUUUCAGUGCUACGUGUACAUUCCUAGCAUGAACUGGGAAUCACCUGAAGACGAUCGAGGGAAUUUCAAAUUCAUUGUCUAUUCAGAUGCUGAUAGUCAACCUAAUACAGGGCCAGCAACUGCAGGAACGUCAAACAUUGGAGCUAUAAUUGGGGGUGUCAUAGGUGGUCUGGUGGCCAUCAUUAUUAUAUGUGCCUUAAUCUGGAUCCUGUUGUAUGGACGAGACAGGCUCAACAUGUGUUCAGGAGGGGAUGAGUAUACAACCAAAGAAGAGCAAGGGGCAAGCAACCCUAACCUAGCACCAAAUGCUUUAUAUUCUGUUCCAGAUAAGAAGGGCCAUGAAAACAGAGGUCUGGACGAGCCGCACGAGUCUAGUCGCCACCACCACCGCUAUGACAACGCAAACGACGGGUAUGAAAGGAACGGGAGAAAGAACCAUGCGAUGGACCGUGACGAUGACGACGAUUACCACAGCCGAGAUGGUUCCCCGUCUUUUGGUCAUUCCAACCAUAUGGGCAUUGACCCAGUUCAUGGUUCAAUAGGCACUGGUGUGUAAGGGGAUGGGGAACUUGAGGACAUACACCCUCUCUUGGUUACCACCCCUUUUCCACCUGAACUUUUGUCACCUAUAGCAUUGACUGAAAAAAUGACACAUCUAAUGUUAUGCACAUUUCACAUUCCAAGAUUCGAACAUUGCGUUGUGUCUUAUACAUAUCUAUCUUUAUCAUGCUGUGUUGAAAUGCUGACUUAGCAUGUUUUAAUGUUCAGGGAAAUGUUAGGGACUCCAGGUUUGUGUUAAGGAAAGACUGUUUGAUUUGAGUGUUAUACUUCUUUAGUUAAAUGUUUAGAUCCACAAUUAUACAAUUUUAAGGAUGACUUAACUGAUGAAAAGAAAAUGUCAAGUCUGUAGUUUUGCAGCUUUUUGACACAGAGUGUGCGUUUUGAAAAGUAUAUAAGUUGUGACACAAAAACAUAUCAGUUGAUCAUUUUUCAGGUACAAUGAAAAUCAUUUGUGUAAACUAUGGUAUAUAAUGUGCUUCAAUAUAAAACAUGCCGAUGUAUAUAAUUAUUGUUGAUAGACUGUGUUUAGCCUGUAAGGCCAUGGAAAGAGUCCCUGUGAUAGAGGUUUUUUAAUUUGAAGUUCAGGUUUCUUGACGUUUGCGACAUUGUCUGUGAGAUAUUACGGUAAUGUUAACGAGAAUUUUGAACAUAAGAUCUGUAAGAAGUAGUUCCUUUUUCUGUAAUACAACAGUUUAGGGCUUAUUAAGAUAACUUAGAGUUUACGUUAUGGUUCAGGUGGUAUAAUGUCCACCUGUUUAAGAAGUGCUCAGGUUGAGCCCUGCAAAUGACAUGUACUCUUUGGCGUAGAAAAGGGACACUUUAACUGGUUGCUAACGAAGACAUUGACCAGUGUAAUAAAAUCAAAUCUUAUAAGCUAAGAAAAUCCAUAAAUGAUUACAUAAUUGUCACAUAAUUGUCACAGCACUAACAACCAAAUACGAGGACUGUGGGUCAUGUUACUGUUUUGUACUAUGUUGUCAAGGAAAAUGUUGAAUUAGUAGCCCAACAGUAUAAGUGAAAAGCUUUGUAAUUUUUCUGAAGGGGAAAUUAUGUAACAGUUACACCUUUUCUACUUGUUACCGUUUCAAUAUGGGCGUUAAAGGGACUAGACACCAGAUGGUCCCAAAAUCGGCAAAUACAGUAUUUCCUCAAAUUAAGCCCAGGAUUUUCAAUUCGAGCUAGUAUCACUUUACAUGAUUAAAAGAAUAUUUUGUCGCUGUAAUGGAUGAGUUUACCUGUUUUAAAAUAGCACAUAAUGGUUUCCCAGUUUAUUGCUAAGAUUCAAUGCAUUGUUCACUAUGAUAUCAAUUAAAUGUAAGGUUUUGACAAUUUGAUUUUUUUUCUUGCAAUUGUAUCAUCUGGUGUCUAAGUCCCUUUAAUGUGUAUGGAAAAGAAAGAAAACACUUGCACAUGGUACAAGAUAGUAUUAUAGCGCCUGUCUCUAUCUGUUGCAAUUAAGGGCCUGUAUUUCAAAGGUUGUGAAAUGUGUUUUAUCUGUAUAUAGCAGCUCUUUUAUGUAUUUUACCACUUUUUAUACUGCUUUCCACAUUAAUUUUAUAUCUUUGUUGAUGAUCUGUACCUGUAUACGAUGUUUUUUAAAAUUAGUAGUUUUUGAUUUGUUCAUAUUUGAGUGAAGUUCUGUUACUGUUUAUUGUUAAUUAUACAAUUAAUUUCAAUCCAGCAGAUAUAAGCUAAUAACAGUGAUAUUUUGUUGUUUGGAAAUAAGCUUUUUAUCUUCAUCUUUGACUUAAAGCUGCACUCUCACAGAUUGAAUGUUUUGACAACUUUUUUAUUUGAAAAUGCAGUAUUACAAGACUGCUAGACUGCUGACAAAAAAUAAAUGGCAUAUUUUUAUAUUUAAGUUCAAAAAUUGAUGUUUUAUGCAUUUUUCUUAAACCUUUACUAAUGUUUUAACCCAUAAAACAUUUAUUUUCAAUCGGAAAUAUGAAAUCUGCGAUCUGAUCUUUCGUCAGCAAUCUUUUAUCAUUGGUUUGCAGAUAUUUACAAAAAGAGUUGCUUUUUCCAAGACAAAAAAAAAAGUUGUAAAAACAGUAUAUCUAUGAGAGUGCAGCUUAAAGAUGCAAUUUAUAGGAUCAUCUGUUUGCAGUUGCUUAUACAACUUGCCAUAAAUAGUCCAUCUCAGCUAUUUCAAGUACUCUUGGAAUAAAGCAGAAAGAUUUCAGCUACUCAAGUCAUGCUAUUCUCUUGUUGAGUGUAUAAAAUGUCAUGACUCAGUUUUCAACAACUAUACUUAAUCUGUUGACACAAUGAAAAAGACUUGACUGGGAUCUAUAAAUAACACUAUUAUAUGAAGGCUCUGAGCACUUUUCACUAAAAGGAAAAAAAGAAAAACAAUUCAUUUUACUGUUCAACAGUUUGUAUGUUUGUCAUCUUUAUGUUUACACUAAAUUAUUGUGUUUGUUUUGUAAUCAAGCAGUGUGCACUUAAGUCAAUAAAUGUAUCCAUAUAACAAAUCCAAUGUCUAAAUAUUUAAAGAGAUACUUUCACUUGUGACCUUAGAGCAAAAUUAUCCAAUACAUUGUUCAGUUAUGUUGAAGGUUUUAUUGUUCAUAAUCGUUUGUUCAAACAGAUUUGUGUGAUCAAAAUAUUUACUUAGGCCCAUAAACUUGUUUGGUUAGGGUAACAUCCAUUUCAAAAACAGGUAGGGUUAAGAAGGUGUUUUUUUGGUGUGUGUUUUUAUUAGGCCUUAUAUUAGAAUGUUAUUGACAGCUUUGGAGAAUGGAAUUAAAUCAGUCUUCUGUAUGAAGCUUUAAAGCUGCACUCUCACCGAUUGAACGUUUGAACAGUUUAAGCCAUAAAACAUGAGUUUUCAAACGGAAAUAUGAAAAUCUAUGAUCUGUUUUUUUGUCAGCAAUCAUAUAUCAUUGGUUUACAGAUAUUAACGCAAAAAUUUGCUCUUUCCAAGACAAAAAAUAAAGUUGUAAAAAUGGUAUAUCUGUGAGAGUGCAGCUUUAAAGGUUUUAAACUACAUAUUAAAACAUUCUGCAUAUAUUUUUCUUAUAACUGACUAUAAAAGCAAAAGGGUUGGCACCUAUUUUGUAGGGGAAUAACCUGAACCAAAUGUAUUUUAUUUAGGCCUUCGCGUACAAAAUGUGCAAUGCAAGCCUGGCAAAGGGAAAAAACUGUGUUUAGAGUUUUGUUUUCAUAUUGAAUAAUUGUCCAUCUUUGAAUAGGUUCAAGUCAUAUUUGCAUUUGUUAUCAUUCAGAUAUUUAUUGUACAAAUUUGAUCUAGAAAACACUAUAGAAAUCCAUUAUGUAGACAAGUCUGAAAGCAAAGACUAAAAAGCAAAUAGUACAUGGGCAGACCUUUAUUAAUCUACAACAAUGACAUGGUUAAUAUCAGUAUCUGAAGUGUUGAUACAAGAUUGUCAGUGUCACUCUUAGCCUUGGGAUGAAUUUAUGUUUGUCUUUAAAGUAAUAGUAUGUAUAUAUAUAUAUAUAUGGUUCUAUUAUUCCCCAAUGUAAUUAAGUCUCAUAUGGGCACUUUUUUAAGUUUAUAUACAAAAUAUUGUAUAUUCCGAAAUGAUAUUAUUGCAAAAAUACGCAGUACUAGUUAUCCUCAGAAGAGUGGAGUACUGUUUGUAUUUGUAAGAUCUGUAGUUUGGCAUUUCAAUGGUUUGAAACCCAUAUGGGUUUGAUUUUUUAAAAUCUUUUUUAUCUUUUUUUUGGUCUUUUAUCUUGCAACAAUUUGAAUGCACAGGUAUGAGACAUUGUUCUUAAAGGAAAUAUAUGGGAUUUAAACCUGUUGAUAUUCAAAACAUACCGAUACUGAUCAAUUUGGACAUUACCACUAUGAUUACUACGCCAUGCUUGCAAAGAUACAUAACCUGGGAUAUUUUGCAACAGUCUGGUUUUGUUUUAUAAAACAUUCAUAAAUUGGGAACAAUCUCAUAUGAAACUAAGGUAUAGUAAGCUUUUCAUUUUGAUCUUCUAAGCGAUUAAGUCUGUUGGCUUGGUUUGCAAAGUUCAUCGCCAUCUUACCGUUUAGAAGCCCCAAAAUAAACGCUUACUUUCUUAGUGUUCGGCAGGAAAUCCUUUGUGAAACCCUUUAUAUUAGGUAGUGCACAUGUUUAUAUUGUGCUUCAAAAUAGCGGACUUGAUAGACUAAAUGGUAAAUAUGGCAGUUUUCGAUACUGUAUGGAAAUGUCGCAACUGUUAUCUGCUUAAUGUAUAUUGGGUUGCCAAAGCUAAUCUAAGUUAUUAAAUGUGAAUCUGUCCAGCAAUCCCAAUGGAACAGGCAUUAGACUUAACACUAAAUCUCAUUGGGGGGAUAAUUGUUGUUGAAGCUUAUUUCAAGUGCUAGAAAUUUGAAUCUGCCUGUUUUAGAGGACAGAUUAAUGUUAAUUGGUGUUUUGGUUUAUAUAGUUUUAUUAUCUACCUUUUGUGAUAAAAGUAGUUCUGUAGACAAUUGAUUAGAGAUAAUAGCAAUAUCUUGUAUAUUCAGAAUUAGUUGAUAUAGGUUUUAUAUUAGAUGUGACACUGAAAAGAUACAUGCAUUUUUAAAAAUUCAAAUAAAAAGAUGAUAGGUAGUCUUCUAUUAAAAUGUUUUAUAUUGAUAAAUGGAGAACUUGUAAAUUACGAGAGAAAUAUUACAUAAUUGGUCUAUUUGCUCAGAACUUUGUUAAAGUUAACAACAUGGUUGAGAACAUUGUUGUUAACUUUCAAUGGGGAUGUUUUUAAUGCUGUGCUAGUACAUCUAUAAGAUAAAAGAAGUUCAGCUGAAACAGUUGUCUCAAAUCUUGUUAGAAUUACUGUAAAUCAUAAUUAUAUCUGUGAAAAAUCCAAAAAGAAAUAAUUUGAAAGGUAACAACGAUGACGUCGAAAAUGUUAGUUUUAACAAAGUUCUGAACAAUCAGCCCAUUCUAUUUAAGAAACAGAAUAAUCAUUGCCAUAGUAUUUUUUCCGCCCAUGUAUAUACACAUAUUCGUUAAUGUCUUAUCAUAGCCAUAUUUCUUUUGUAACAUAAUUAUGUAUUAUUGACAUGCAACAUGUAAAUGUCUCUAUAUGACCUUUAUAUUCACAUAUAAACAUAUAUUUUCACACUGUGUAUAUUUUCAGUAACUGGUGCCAGUGCUCAAGCUUUGUUUCAAUUGUUUAUCCAAUUCUAAGGAUUGUCAGAUAAUGAACUUUUAUGUAUUUCAAAUGUUUGGAAGUGAUGAUUCUAUUCAAAUGGCAUAAACUUAUAUACAAACUUAAUGAACAUUGCAUAUCAGCUACAUUGUUUUUCAUAUCUAGGCCACAGCAUUGUUUUGCAUUUGUUCUAUGGAUUUGGCCCAGAAAAAUUCGAGCCAGUCAUAAAAAACAAAACAAAAACCCAUCUUGUUUAAACGCAGGGGUAUGCAUACUGUUUUUGCAUUUUCAGGAAAGUAUGUGCGAUAAAUCCGUAAAACGAAACAUCAAUUUGGUGUGGCCAUGUCCAUAUAUUCCCAUAUUUGUGUUAUUAAAGUUUCUAGAUCAAAAUAUCUACACAUUGUCAAUGACUGUAUAUAGCAACAAUAAAUCUAUUUUAGACA
Messenger RNA from Mya arenaria, 7036 nucleotides. RefSeq lists its product as uncharacterized. The coding region runs from base 76 to 1497 and encodes 473 amino acids. The record is from RefSeq and is a predicted model, not a curated record. The transcript is spliced from 8 exons. NCBI's taxonomy places the organism in Eukaryota, Metazoa, Mollusca, Bivalvia, Myida, Myidae.